AUGCAAAUUGCAGACACGUUCAUCAAAAGUAUUGAAAAUCCUAAUGCCACUAUUCCAAUUUUGAUGGAAAACAAUAGGUCAAAGAACAUUGACAAAAACCGAGAAAUACUUCGAUGCAUUGCAGAAGCAAUUGUGUAUUGUGGCAAGCAAGGUAUAGCAUUACGUGGGAAGAACGAACACUUGGAGGAUGAGAAAACAAACCCGGGAAAUUUUCUCUCCUUGAUCAAGGUACUGGCUAGGUAUUGCUCAACCUUACAUGAACAUUUAAUGGAGCCACAAAUGAAAUGUGUCACUUACUUGUCACCACAAACACAAAAUGAGUUACUCGGUGUUAUAGGCAAUCACAUAAUUCUCGGUGACCUUGUCCAAGAGAUAAAGACAGCACAGUUCUAUAGUAUCAUGGCGGAUGAGGUGACAUCUCAUAACACUGAACAGCUGGCUCUGUGCGUCCGCUUCGUGGAUUCAGAUGAAAAUAUUAGGGAGGAGUUCAUACAAUUUUCAAAAGUGAUUCGCACCACGGGUGAAUAUCUGGCCAAUGAGAUCAUUCACAUACUGGAAAACCUUGGUAUACCAUUGAAAGAUAUGCGUGGUCAAGGAUAUGAUGGGGCGAGUAACAUGUCAUCUGGUCGAGUUGGCGUCCAGGCUAAAAUCCGAGAGCAUGCUCCAUUAGCAACAUAUGUGCACUGUAGUGGCCAUUGCUUAAAUCUGGUUAUAAGUCACGCCUGUAACAUACCAGAAGUGCGUAACAUGAUCGACAAACUUAAGAACUGUUGCCUUUUUUUCCGAAAUAGCCCAAAGAGAAAUGAACUUCUUGAGUUGAUUACAGCGAUUAAAGUCGAGAACCAAACAAGGAGAAAAACUUUAAUUGAUCUCUGUCGGACCCGAUGGGCGGAGCGCCAAAAUGCCUACCAACACUUUUACCAGUGCUAUUUCUUUAUUGUUGAUGCCCUACAGGUGAUCGGCUACAAGAUGCAUCUUGAAGAAUACAAUGGUCUACAUGAAGGUUUUGCAGAAUUGUAUUGGGAUUGGAAAACACAGACCCGCAGUGAUGCGCAGCAGUUGCUCACUGGUAUAACAAGUUUUGGCUUUAUUAUAGUUUCCUCACAGUCUACCAAUAUCUCUCACAUCUUUCUGGACUUACUGUUCAGCUCCAAAGCUCCUCUCUGGAUAUUAUUCAUGCAUAUAAUGCCGUGA
Molecule: messenger RNA, 1194 nt
Organism: Gigantopelta aegis
Lineage: Eukaryota; Metazoa; Mollusca; Gastropoda; Neomphalida; Peltospiridae
Product: zinc finger MYM-type protein 1-like
Exons: 1
Coding region: 1-1194 (397 amino acids)
Source: RefSeq, a predicted model, not a curated record